Umbelopsis ramanniana AG is the source of this 4008-nucleotide messenger RNA. RefSeq lists its product as uncharacterized. Lineage: Eukaryota; Fungi; Mucoromycota; Umbelopsidomycetes; Umbelopsidales; Umbelopsidaceae. Bases 19 to 3999 code for a protein of 1326 amino acids. Gene Ontology annotation, cellular component: cytoplasm; nucleus; plasma membrane. Gene Ontology annotation, biological process: endosomal transport; actin cortical patch assembly; endocytosis. The transcript is spliced from 6 exons. Gene Ontology annotation, molecular function: actin binding; calcium ion binding. The record is from RefSeq and is a predicted model, not a curated record.
CAUCUCUUCAUCUUAAGCAUGUUUGGAGGACAGCAGUCGUCGAGCCCGUCUCAAGGCAUUCGGCUGACCUUCAUAACGCAAUCUGAUCAAUCCAAGUUUGAAUCCUUGUUCUCCCGAGCAAUCGCCGGAACUGGUAGCCAAAACUUGUCUGCUGACGCUGCACGAAAUAUCCUGAUGAGGAGUCAAAUCGACAAUCAUACCUUGGCACAAAUAUGGGAUCUAUCUAAUGUAACCAAUACACCUGAGCUGACCUUUCCAGAGUUUGCGGUAGCGAUGUAUUUGACUUCAUUGAAGCUGACUGGCAAACAAGUCCCAUCUUCGCUACCAGCUAAAAUUAAAGAGGAGCUCGAUGUUGCCGUGGCUACCUUGCAAUCGAAUACACCCAUUCCAGCCAAGUAUCAGCAGCCUAUGCCCACAGGAAUGAAUUUCCAAACCCCAAUGAUGACCGGUAUGCAAAUGCAGCAGCCUAUGAUGACAGGAAUGCCUAUGCAACUACCCAUGAGGACAGGAAUGCCUAUGCAGCAGCCGAUGCAAACUGGUGCUCCUAUGAUGCAACAGCCAAUGGCUACCGGCCUCAAUAGACUUCGCCCUGUAGCACCCACUGUUCCACCGCUUCUUCCAUUGUCUGUCACAUCCGGGCGAUUUGGACAAAAUGGCAAUGACAAGCCGCGGGUUCAGAACAAUCAAUUUGCAAACAUGAUGAUGCCUUCAAACAACAGCUCAAGUUUCAGUGGUAACCAAGGCAUCGCUGUCGGAGGUGGCAAUGGAAUGAGCUCAGAGGAGCGCCAGCGAUACUAUGACAUCUUCAAUGCUUGGGACGUUACCGGCAGUGGAUUUUUGCCUGGUCAAAAAGCAAGAGAAAUUUUUGCUCAAUCUGGCUUACAACAAAAUGAGUUGAUGAAGAUUUGGGCACUUGCUGACUACGACGAUAAGGGACAAUUGGAUAUCGAAGAAUUCGCCAUUGCCAUGCAUCUAAUCUUCCGACGCAUGAAUGGCCUUGAUAUACCCAACACUUUACCUCCAGAGUUAACCCCGAUGUCGAGUACUCUCAAGAAGUUUAUUGUUGGUGGCUCUCAACAAAGACAAGCUAGUCCUGUUCAAGCUAAUCAAAGGAGUAGCCCUGUUGCCAAUAGAGGUCGCUUUGAAAGACAACAAAGCGAAGAGAAUGGUGGUUACAUUUCCAACGCUCGCAGAAGAAACCAGAACCGAGUUCAACUAGGAUCGCGCCGCUACGAAGAAGACGAAGAAGAUUUCGAUGAAGACGAUGAAACGGCAGAGCUUCGUAACCAAAUUGCCGAUAUGAAAGGUGCUUUGGACAUUCUCAACAGUAGUAGUAAAAGCACCAGCAAAUCUACCGGAUCCUCUUACGCCGAUCAAAGGGCCGUUGAAGACCUGAAGAAACGUAUUAGAACAGCACAAAAUGAUCUUGUACGUGCUUGUGAACUUGAUAGCACUCUUUCCCGGUACCUCUUGAGUAUGGACGAAUCUACCCGUCUUCAAAAAGAGAAGCAUGAUUUGGAAUCUAAGGUCCAGUAUAUGCUAGAUGGUGAGAUUCCAGACUUAAUUCGACAAGUCCGUAGUAUGGACAACGAAGUCAGAGAUCUUAAAUCUAAGCUAGCUCGCAAGAGAGACGGCAGCGAAAACUACGAAUCGUACAUUACACCAACUGGUCCAAAUGGCAAAGUUACGGAGAGUGAUAAAAUUCGCGCAAAAGCCAAGGCUAUGAUGAUGGCUCGAAAGAUUGGUGGAGCUCCAUCUUCGUCUUCAUCCAUCGAUAUGAGAGAGCUUGAUCGGGAAAAGCAAGAAAACAGUGCUUUGCUGGAUUCCAUUGAACACGGCGUCAACGAUCAAAGAGCCGCAGCUCGCCUUGCAAGUGAUAACUCGAGCUUUGGAUCUUUCGCUUACAGCCAAGAUAGGAGACGAUUUGAACAAGGAGACGAUGUGUCUUAUGAACUAAAGCGCUUUAUUGAACAACUUGCUGAUGAGGUUCCUCUGCGUAAACCUUCUGUAUCGUCAUCAAGCUAUUCAGAUUCUUACAGCGCUGGUGAUGCUUAUUCGCGUAGCAACAAUGUGGCUUCAACAACUAGCCCUACACUGAAUACCUAUUCUUCACCGUCGUUGGCUGGUAGAUCGCCUACUGCAUCCCGUGCGAAGUCCCCAGCUGAAAUUAAGAAAGAGGCCGAGAGAAGGGUUCAAGAACGCCUUGCUGCUUUCCAGAAGUCUAGAUCACCUGUACCUGCUCCGGCGGCGCAACCUGUUCGCGAAGCGCCUAAACAGGAUAAUGCCGAGGAGCUUGCUGCACAACAGAGACUCCGCGAUGCUCAGCUAAAAGCCCAAGCUAGACUUCGGGAGAGAGAUGACAAGAAAGCCGAAGCUACACAAGUUGGCGCUGAUCAGCUAGCAGCCGAACAACGUGAACAAGAACGUCUUGUGGAAGAGAAAGAACGAGCUCGUGUUGCGGCGGCUGAGCAGUCGCGCUUGGAAGACGAGCGUAUUGCUGAAGAGCGUCGCAAGGAAGAGCAAGAGGCAGAAUUACGAAGAUCUAAUGCAUUGGAAGAGGAUAGAAAACGUAUUCAACGUAUGGAUGCCGAGGCAGAGGAGCAACGUAAAAUGGAAGAAAGAGAAGCGGAAGCGCUGGCCCAACGUGAAAUUGAAGAAGCAAACGAAAAGCAACGGCUUGUGGAACAGCAAGAAGCCGAGCGAGCAAGAAUCGAGAAAGAUCGUCAGGAAGCCGAAAUGAAAUUACAGGAAGCUACCAAAGAGGUUGUUACUCCGGUACCAGAGGUUGAAACGCCUUCAGCUACCUCUCACAACAAAAAUCCAUAUGCUAGCCAGAUCGCUGUUAGCCAACCAGAACCAGAAACCUCUGCUACCAAGAAGAGAGAAAGCUACAACCCAUUCCUGAUGGCUAAACCACCUCAAGAGAAGCCUGCCCCUGCGGCUAUCAAGGAAGCUGAGGAUAGCGAUAGCGAUUGGGAUGUUGUCGAUGAGAAUUCCAGUGACGAUGAGACAGAAUUCCCUGCCGCUGGAUCAGCAAAGAACCUUGCUAGUUUAUUGUUUAGUGCCAUGGGGUCAAAACCAAUGCCUACCAGUUCAACACCUAAAUCAGAUAACUCUGCUCCAUCUCCUUUGAUUCCUCAAGGCGCUUUGAGUUCACAACUUGCCUCACCUUCCAUUGCUACUUCGGUUACUAGCCCUGUAGCUCAGUCCACAAUACCGCCUCCACCUCCACCUCCACCGGCACCUGCAUCCGGUGGUGCAGCUGACAGCAUACCUCCUCCUCCUCCACCACCUCCCAUGCCAGGCUCUACACCUGGAAGUGAUGCAUUUGCUCCACCUCCACCUCCCCCACCACCACCACCACCACCGGCAUCAGGAGCGUCUAGUAUCGCAAUCCCUCCUCCACCGCCUGCACCUUCAGCAGUACCACCUCCUCCCAGCAUGCCAACCGCUCCAACCAAUCCCCAACUUCCGACACCAGAUGCUGGUAGAAACGCUUUAUUGAGUCAGAUUCAGUCGGGCACCAGACUCAAGAAAGCUAAAACCAAUGACCGUAGUAAAGCGGCUAUUGCUGGCCACGUUCAAGGCGAAGAGCCCAGUCCGGCUCCAGCGUCUUCUGCCCAAACCAGUCCUCCCGCGGCUCCGUCUCCAAUGGCUGGAGGUGGCGGAUUCAUGGCCGAACUUCAAGCUCGUACUGGCAAGAUGAAUGCAAAAUCUGCCCCCAAGCCAGCGGCUGUAGAGACCAUCGCUGCCCCUCAAUCGAGCCCUUCGAUGUCUCCUGCCAAGCUCAAGGCAUUAAGACGUGAAUCAACUGAAUGGUUCGGACAAAUGGCUUCACAGCAACUGCGACAGGAUCCCGUUUCUGCAUUUGAAAGUGUGACUGAAAGUCCAGCUGAAAAUGAUACCAACGCAGGGCAUGAAGCCAGCGGCAAUGAGGUGGACGAAAGAAUAAUCGACUAUGACUUAACGAAAGGUAUAACUUUAAGACUAGUUGCUUAACCCGACAGA